Messenger RNA from Spodoptera exigua (beet armyworm), 9123 nucleotides. Lineage: Eukaryota; Metazoa; Arthropoda; Insecta; Lepidoptera; Noctuidae. The record is from the annotation of a GenBank genome assembly.
GCCAUCUUUGCGUUUGCAACUUUGCGCCUUUAUUCAUCUGUGCUGUGUGGUGAUUUUAUCGGUCGAAGAUGGAGGCCGCUGAAUCUGAAGCCGGUGUAAAAACUCACUUGAAUAAUGUGUUAUCAGACGAGGAAUUUGCUAAUUUACCCAAUCUCAUUGCGGAAAAGAUCAAUGCAUACAUUGAUAAAACAUUUGAAGAAUAUUUAACAUCAAAAGCUCUUCACGAGACCAAUAAGUCCCAGAUAGGUGAUAGAGUAUCAUCUCUGGAAGCCCAGGUUCUUGAAGUGACGGCGAAAUAUGACGACGCUGUAAAGAAGUUGUCAACAUCCGAUGAAACCAUUACAGAACUUACACAGCAAGUUGAAUCUUUAAAUUCCGAAUUAGAAAAAGCGCGUGAUAAAAUAACGCGCCUCGAAAAUGAAAUUAUUUCUCUCAAGAGUUCAAGAGAUGCUGCUGUUGACGAAAGAAAUGACUUGACAAGAAUAUUACAAAGGCGAGAUGCCGAAAUUGAAAGACUAACUUCAAGUGAGGCUGCGUUGUCUCAACAACUACGUGCAGCGAUUGAUGCUAAAUGCGAAGCGUUGGCAUUAAAUGAUGAAAUACAGAGCAAAGAGCUAUCACUUCAAUAUCGUGAAAAACGGAUUGAACAGGAAAGAACUUUACUUAAUUCACAAAUUGCUGGCUUGACAGAGGAAGUUAAUCGUCUUACAUCUGAACUGCAAACUGUAAGAUUAAACAACACUAGUCGUUCGGUGAACCUAGAAACUCAAUUAGCUGAAAAAAUCGAGGAACUUAAUGCUGCUAAUGAGACAAUUAAUCAGUUAAACGAAGUAAAGAAAAAUUUGAACAACAGAGCUGAAAGCCUUACUCAACGCUUAAUGGAGCAAAGAGAAAUAGAAAAUAAAAUGACAGAAAACUACAAAAAAGAGUUGGAAGCCAAAACUAAACUAGCUGACUUAUUUAAAACUAUGCAUGAUGAUGCUGAAGCAAAAACCUUAGAAAUGACUGAAGGAAUUGCAGAAUUACAAAAAUUGUUGAAUGAAGCUACAGAGAAAUAUGGGGAACUGGAAACAAAAUACAAACAAGCUGAGUUGGACCAUGAAGAAUUAAUGGAAAAGAAAAAUGAAAUAAUUAGUUCUUUAAAAAAUGAAUUAGAACAUGCUAAUGAUUUAUUAAAGGCUGCUAAUGCUCAAAGUCUCGACAUGGCUUUAAGUGACUUGGCUCCAUCUGCAGCCACUGCUAGUAAACUUUUGAAAUCAGGAAUGUCUCUAACGCAGAUAUAUUCGCAAUUGGUGAAAGUUUCGGAUGAACUAGCUCAAGAAAAGGAAGAUAAUAGACGUCUCAAUGUCACGAUUAACACCAUUGUUCAAGAAUUGGAAGAAAAAGCUCCUUUACUACAGAAACAAAAAAUUGAAUAUGAAGAAGCAUUAGAAAGUAAUACAGCUUUAUCUCAGCAAAUUGAUUCAUUAGUCAUUGAAUGCAACAGACUUCGAGAUGAUUAUAGCGAAUCAUCUAAAAUAGCAAACCACUACAGUCGUGAAAAUACAAAGCUAAAGGGUGAAUUGGCAGAUUUAGGAAGACAAGUUUGUUUCUUGUUGAAAGAAAUAGAACACAGCCGUGGAGGUCUUUUACCAAAUGGUGACCAUGAUUCCUCACAAACUGCUUCUAACACAACAAAUUCAUCUGAAUUAAGUUCAUCAAGAAUUAUAUCUAAAACCUUAGUAACAUUUAGUGAUAUUCAAGAAUUACAAUCUAAUAAUCAAAAGCUUUUGCGUAUGAUUCGUGAAAUGACAGAUAAGCAAGAAGAGUUUGAACGACACAAGGAACAAUUUGAGAGUGGUGAAAUGCAAAAUAAAAUAGAAUCAUUGAAAAACAGAGUAGUUGAGCUUACUGAAGCCCAAGAUCGUCAAACUAAAAUGGUCAAUGGUCUUAUCAGACAGAGAGAUAUGUUUAAGAAACUGUACCAUGAUCAUAUGAAAGGCAAACGCCAUGAGUUAUCUGCAUCUGAGAUAUCCGAAUUAGAAAAGAGUGGAAUAUACUCAAUGGAAACUACGCCCGAAAAAGUUAAUAAGACUCCCAUUCCAGAGGUAUCUUCAUUUGAAAUUAAAUACAAAGAAACAGAGAAACAAUUGGAAUUAUUAAGAGAAGAAUACAAAACAUAUAAAGAGGAGAAAUUAACUAAUGAAAGAAUGCUAUUUGAACAGAUUGAUAACAUGAGACAAGAAAUAGGAAAAUUGACAGCUGCCAAUAGUAAAUGUGCUUCAACAUCUGAGUACAAUAAUGAAAGACUUAAAAUUCUUCAAACCAAUAUUACAACUUACAAAAAGCAAAUUUCAUCCUUAGAAGAAAAGAAUAAAGCUUAUAAUGCUACUAUAGCUAAACACGAAGUCUCGUUACAACAUUUAAGAGAUGAAGCUUUAAAUGCUCAGAGUAAACUUGCAGCUGCAGAAAUACAACUAGAAAACUUAAAACUAGAACUUAAAUUACUCAAAGACGCUGAGCUGCGUAUCCAAACAGAAAAAGAAAUGUUAAAUAGAGAAAGACAAGGCCAAUCUUUACUCCUCAAAAAUUUGGAAUUAAUCAAAGCCAGUUUAGAACGUGUGGAAGCAGAGAAUCGAGCCAAAAUUGAGACAAGGUUAGAUGAAGCAACCAGGGAAUGUUCAGCUUUAAGAAGAAGGCUUCAAGAGGAACAAGAUCGUUUUAGAGAACUGGCAGCUCAUCUCGAAAGACAAACAAAUACUGCAAAAGAAAGAAUGCAAGAAGAAAAGGAUGCUGCAGAUUCUUUGAGAAAAGAAAUAACUGAAAUGAGACAAGAGUUAAUAGAGAAAAACAAGUCGAAUGAAGAAUUAACUAAGAAGCUUAAAGUUGCUCUAUCUCCCAACACAGAUGGAUCAUAUGAUACAGUUAAAAAAAUUAGGGAUUUAGAAAAUAAAUUGUCAGACAAACAAGGAGAAGUUCAGUCACUCCAGGAACAACUGAAUGUAGCAAAGGAACACAUAAAACAAUAUUGUGAUAUAUCAGAAAGUGCAGAAAAGGAAUUAAAAGCUCUACACACUGAAUAUGAAGCUUAUAAAACAGAAACUGAUGCUAAGUUGUCUGAUUAUACCAGUAAAUUACAGAGUUUGGAAGAUAAAUGUUCAGAGCUAGAGGCUGAAUUAUCACUUCAUGCUAAUGGAGAACAUUCUAAUAGUAACACUGCAUUGAAGAAUGAAUUAUCUAACAUUAAGGAAGAAUUGAACAAUUCCAUAAAUAAUGCUAAUAGUUACCGUUCGGAACUUGAAUCUGCACGUGCUGAAAUAACUAAGCUCUCAGAAGCACUACAGAAUGCAGAAGAAAAAUACACUCAUGAAAUGAUUUUACAUUCCAGUGAUAUACAAGCCCUGUCUCAUGUUAAAGAAGAAUUAUUAAGAGCACAAAAUCAAUUAAAUGAACUCACGGCUUUGAAACAGCGUGCCGUAGAAGAUUUAGAAACUGAAAAGAAAUCUUGGUUAGAUAGACAAAACAUAUUGAUGAGCGAAAAUAGCCAACUAACAGAACGUUUGAAAGACCUAAAUGACCAAAAUGCUCUAUUACAUGAUCAAGUACAAGCUUUGGGCACACAGCUGUCAGUUUCGCAUGCGUCUCGAACAGAUAGUUUUAAUGAAUCUGCUAAUGAUUCCAAUAUAAAUGUAUCAGUAAGUGAAGAAGAUGGAAAAUCAUCGGAGCAAUUAUUCCAAAUUGUUAAGUAUUUAAGGAAAGAGAAAGAUAUUGCUAUGGCUAAGUUUGACAUUUUGCAAGCUGAAACUAUGAGACUAAAAUCACAACUAGAAAUUGCAGAGAAACAGCUUGAUGAAACAAAAUUGACCCUUGCAGCAGAAAGAGAAAAAUCUGAAGUGAGUAUGGUGACUGUGAAUAGACAGUCCGAUAUAUUAAGAAAAGUGGAAACUCUGAAUGCUUUGACAGACAGUAACAGAAUACUACGAGAAGAGCGCGAUAUAUUGUCGGCUCGCGUCGAAGAACUUGCUGCAACAGCAAAAUCAAUGGAAUCGCAAUUAGCACCAUUGCAAGAGAAAAUUUCAGAUCUUUCCUCCAAAAAUGAAACUUUACAAUCUGAAAAUAAUGCAUUGAAGGCUGAUUGUGCCAGAUGGAGAACCAGAGUGAAUGCCUUGGUUGAACGUGCUAACAAAACCAGUCCUGAGGAUUGGAAACGACUACAGAAUGAAAGAGAGACUCUUGCUAAGAUGUUAACAAAUGAAAAAGAAAAUGUCAGGAAACUCAAUGAAGAACUUGGAGCUCUUAAAGUAGAAAAAUCGAAAAUAGAGGAACAAUAUUCUUUACUAUCAAGACAACAAAAUACUUUAGCAGAAGAAAACAAAAAGCUUAACGAAGAAUUACAGACUCUUAAAGAUGAUAUGGCUAGAGUUACCGAAGAGGUAACAAAACUUAAAGCCGAGCAUUCUACAAUUGUUGCCUCCAAUGCUAAAUUAACUGAAGAACUGACCAAUAAAGAUGCUUCUUUGACUGAUAUCAGAAAUAAAGAAAAUCAGAUCAGAAAAAUCGCUAAAAAGUACAAAGCUCAGUAUGAAGAAUUAGUAAAAACAACAGAGGAAGAGAAGAAAAAGAAUGAAGGUGAUGUUGCAGCUGCAGACGCGGCAAUGACAGAAAGUAAUAAGAAAUUCGAGGAACACAUAGCUGAACUUCAAGCAAAACUUGAAACAGAAAAGGCAAACACAGAUAAAUUAAAACAAGAGCUAGAGAUGCUCAGGACUGCAAAUAUGGAAAAAGAAGAGAAGUCUAAACAAGUGUUAAAGCAAGCUAAAAGCAAAAUAGUUCAACUUACUGAACUCAAAAAUAGCUUGAGCCGCGAAUUAGACGAGUCUCGUAAUAAAAUCGGUGCAAUUGAGCAAAGUACUCGGGAUGAACAAGAUGUAAGACUAGCACUAAUAAAAUCUCAAUACGAAGGACGACUGUCACGACUAGAGAAAGAACGCAGUGAGGCCCAGGCAGAAAAAACUAGAGAGGUGGAGGCUUUACAUCAGAAAGUUACUAUGCUUCAGCGACAACUAGCAAGUCAAGCAUCAGCUUCCAAACAACAAACAACUACUGAAAAAAGUACCACAGAACCACCAACUGCUAACAUCAAACCUAUGGCUGGUGUAGCACAGCAAAGUGUCACUGCGAGUCGGCGUGGGGGUGAGACGCCUCUAGCAUCCAUUCGCCCAAUGGCCCAAGUUGGACCGACGGCGCCACACGACGCUCACACUACAGAGUACAUGCCUGCUUCCUCAUCGCGACCGCUUCCUAGGGCUGCUUUAGCAGCAUCCACGGCACCGCCAGAAUCGACACAGGAUAUGGAUACAAGUGAGGCCGGAAUGGGCAGCUCUGGUUCCAGCGAUAGUACAGCACAACCUUCGACACAUUCCCAAGUACCUCAACAGGCUGUGGCAAUGGUUAUGCCACGCAUCGAGCAGCCUAGUGGCGCCGCGUCUGGCAGCGUGACAGGUGUAUCAGCAGCCAGCUCGGCUUCUGCAUCCAGUGUCGCAACACCAGCUGCAUCAGCACCUCCAAUAUCAGGAACGACUGCAGGCCCGUCGACUUCUUGCCCGGUGUCACAAGCUUCUGGUGGCGUGAGCACGUCUCACGCUCCGCCCGGCGUGAGCACGUCGGCGGCGGCGGCGGCGGGCGUGAGUACUUCGCACGCGGCCCCCGGCGUGAGUACAUCGCAGGCGGCGCACGCGGCCCCCGGCGUCAGUACGUCGCACCCGCCGCCCGGCGUCAGCACGUCGCACGCACCGCCCGGCGUCAGCACGUCACACGCGCCCCCAGACGCGCGCCCUCCUAAGCGUCGCCUUCAACAACGCCCACUCGCUUCUAAGAGAACCCGAGUGCAAGGAUUUGAACGGUCUGUGGAAGUAGAAUACCAAGUACCAACAUCUUCGCGCUGCGAUCAAGAUGACGAAGGCGUCAUUGUCGUUGAUUCGGAGGAAGACGACGAACGAUGCACUGGCACUAUGUACAGGGAAGGAGAAGAAGAGGAAGAAGACAUGGAAGAGGAACAAGAGGUAGAAGCAGGUGAGGAAGAGGAGGAAGUCGAAGGCGACGACAGUGAAAAUACCACCCGACAGGAGUCGCCGGCGCAGUCCCCCGAGGCGGGCGAGGAUGCAGAGGAAGGCGCGGGCAGCGCGGCGCGCGCCGAGGCCGACAGCGAGCCUGCGCCCGCGCACCAGCAGAUCGAAGCCAUCAGUAGCGGCACUGAACAAAGCGGAGCGCUGUCUUUGGGUGGUAACAACGGCGACGAUGGUGACGACAGUAUAGUACCGUCUACACCUACCCUUUAUGUACCGCGACGCAAUGACGGGUUCGGCGAGGCAGUGGUGUCCCCAGUGGGCGGCGGCGCGGGCGCGGGCGCGGCGCGCUUCACGUUCGCGGAGGCCAGCGCCGCCAUGGCGCAGCACCACGACACGCACGCAGACCUCACCGCCGCGCUGCCGCCCGCGCCGCUCGCCGCGCCCCCCCUCGACGCACGUCCAGAAGGUGGUGAAACCCGAGAUUGGGAGGAGUCAAGAGCUGAAGAGGAAGCAACGGCCGUCAGUUCACAGGGCAGCGAACCGUCUUCACCACAUCAACAGGUAGCAGAAGAAGGGCGUGAAGCUGAAGCGAGUGCUCCGACGGGCGUGGCGCGUCGUUCUCACACGCAGCAACACGCACACUCCCCUCAUUCGCCACACUCGCAAAAUCAGCGAUGGAUGCGCGCUGCAGACAGCGAGAGUGGAGCACGUGGCCGAGGCAUGCGUUCCCGUGGUCGACCUUCAAGAAGAUCCCACAAUUACAUGAGGUUCUAACUUUUAAGUAUAGAUAUAAGUAAAAAAAUCCUAUUACAUCAAAAUAAUUUGAAAUCCUAAUAAAUAAGGUACUUCCAAUUAAAAGAACAAAAGGUGUUUCUAUUGCAAUCUGGUUUGUGACAUUUAUUUACUUCAAUUUUGUAUUUUUUUAUUGCAACUUAAUUAUAUUAUAAAUUAAUGAAGAUUCAUCUAAGUUAGCCAUAACAUAAUAUUUGAAUGUAUUUUUGUUUAAAGGAAUAUUAGCCUUUAUUUCUUGUAACUUCCUUUAUCAUCAUAAAAUACAUAUUCAAAUGAUCAUGUUUUGAAGUUUCCUUGCUCUCGUGUAUAUACAAAUGAAAGAUAAGAAGACUAAUGACAAUUCAAACAGGUUCAACGGCCGGCGUCCAAAAGAAUUCGCUUAUUUUUUGCUGUUUGUUAAUAUUUAUUGUAAUCAAAUGUAAUAAUAACUGAAUGGUAUGUCAAUAUGGAAAUUAAUUAUAUUAUUUGCAUUCCAACCAUAUAUUUUAUAUCAUUUCAGCUACAACAAAAUACUUAGUUUAACAACCUGUAUUAAUUAUAUGUACUCAAAAGGUAAUAUAUUGUAGACCCUUUUUGAUUGUAUUAUGAAGUAAAUAAAUGAUCAUAAUAAAGUAAAAUUUUAACAAAAAAAAUUUUAGCUACAUUAACUUUGUUGUAUUAAUAGUCAUUAAUAGUGUUGUGACAUUUAUUGCCAAGACAAUUGAUUAUUGGUCUAAUACGCAAUUUCGUCAUUGGUUAUAAAAACCUAUAAACUUGUCAAAAAAUAUUGUUUUCUAAAGUGAAUAAUAUGAUUUUUCAAUUCAGUAUUGACUUCUGAAACCGACGAGAAAUAUUUGUACAAUUGGUUGAAAUAUAUUCUUAUUUACAUUUAAAUAAAUUGUUAAACAAAACGUCAAUUUUGCAACAUCAUUCUUACAGACAUUAAAUUUGUUGUGUAUGGAAAGUCCAUAAUCCAGAAUUCAUUUCAUUUAAUAAUUUCUAUACAUAUAAUAUGUAAGUGUUGUUACUAAGCGUCGUAACAUUAGACUUUCUUGUCUCAUAUGGGAAUAAAACAAAAAUCGGAUAAUUGUUUGCGUUAUUAUAGAGAUAGUCUUAAAUUUAUCAAUGCUAUUAGAUUAUUCACUUACAAGUUUAUAUAGUGAUAUCGUAGACACAAAAUAUUGACGUUAAGUAUUCUGUAGGUAGAUCCUUUGAAAGUCAUCCUUCCUAAAUGACAUAAAAAUGUUGGUAUUAUUCAUACAUUAAUUUAUCCCUUACUCCAAUUGGGUUAGUCAUCUUGAAAACAUUUCCAAAUUUUUCAUAUAAAAAUGAUAAUAAACUAAGUUAAAAAUAACGGAAAUUGAUUUUGAUUUACCCGAUUUAUUACAUUAUUUAAAUAUGUAUGUAUAUUCAUAAAAUUGUGCGUCGCAAUCUUGGAUAUCAAACAAUGUUCGACUCGGAUUGGAAAAUGAUUAAACUUACUUCUACCAUUUGCGGUAUAACAAAUAGUUUAUUUGUGGUAAUUCUGAGAGUAAUCCACAAUUCGAAAUAUUAACUUGAAAUAUGAAAAGUAAGUGACGGACAAUGUGAAAUAAUCCAUGUCAGACAAGGCUAGUAAUUAAAGUAUUUGCGUAAUGCCAUAGGUAGUAUUUAUUUUUGAAAUUAUUUUUGUCAUCGAUUUCAAAAUGGAAGAGGUACUUUUACUGUUCGUUUGCCAGAACAUUUGCUUGUAUUGUCCAUUGCUAAGCAUAGGCUAUCUAACAGCAUUUUUUAAUUCGCUCUAAAUCGAAACUAGUUCUACUUGUCAUGUUUUCACGUUUAAUUUUACUAAUGCUUGUAUGUGUAGCUGUGCUGAGAGCGGUAAAAAAAAACUACAAUUUCGUACCUUACAAAUUCCCUAUUAACAAUAUUUUGUUGUUGUUGUUUUGUUUGGGUACACUAAUAUAAAUUGCUGCUUGGGGAUUCCAACUCGUGAUACCCAAACCAUACACUUGCAAAUAGGGAAAGCAUUUCUUUCGUAGGAUUAUCCUUACGAAGCUUAAAGUAAUAUACCCUGUGAUUUAUUUGUGACAAUUAGUGAUUUCUUUUGGGGGUAGUCCAGCAGAUUUAAUUUUAUGUGAAAAUAGCUACAGGUGCAGUAAAAAUUCCGGCUUAAUCUGGUUUUUUAUCUAGAAUUUUGUCGUGUAAAAUAUUAAUUUUGACCUGUAAAGUUUUAUGGCCUAUUUGCAAAAAUGUUUCAUCAUCAUAGUUAGAAUAACAGAGUUGCUCAAUAACUUAAAAUAUGCAUAAAAUAUGUCAAUAGGAU